AUGACGACUCUUGUGCGAAGGAGUGGAAUAGAAAUAAAGCAACUCAUGGGAGUUUCCCUCCUUUUGGGUCUUUUUGGCUCGCUCUGUAUUUCAGGGGUGACAAGCCUACCAACCACCGUGGCCAUGACCUUCCUUUGUUAUCUCUCCGGUAUUGUGCCAGAAAAUGACUACUUUCCGCGGGUAUGGUUUAAAAACAAUAUUUUCACUUGGGUGUAUCGUAUUUAUUGCUCCGAUUCCAUUGGGUACAAGUAUUUGCGACCGAUGCUGCACGUACGUCAUGGUCUUCCCCACUCCGACUAUCGUCAUGGCGUGCGAUCUCUGAGUGGUGGUCACAAGGCAUCGUCGUUAUUUCCUGUAGAAUUGAAGAAAAACCCGGAGUUUUACGAACGCGGCGGUGGAUUGGUUGAUCUGAAGGGUCUCGGUGAAGAGUACAAGAAAGGCUACAGAGGAGUCGCAGUUGUUCCGGUCCCUCUUCUGGCGGACAAUUACGCAUACUUGAUUUUGAGUUUUUCGACGAAAAAGUGUGCUGUGGUCGAUCCAGCUGACCCCAAACUCGUAAUGUACAUGCUGACCGUUGUCCGAUACUUAACCGGGGUAGAAUUCGUACUGACGGACAUUCUUACCACUCACAAACAUUGGGAUCAUGCUGGGGGGAAUCUGGAGUUCAUGCAGCGUUUACAGAACAAGAGUGAUGCAGAGACCACAGAACUCUUGGAUGCUCAGUUGAAGAUUUAUGGUUCCGCAAUUGACAAUCCUCAUGCGUGUACCAACUUUGUAGAGGACGGCAAUGUGCUGACGGUUGCUGGUGGGGGCGUGACGGUUGCUGUUUUUUCUUCUCCCUGGACACACCGUUGGCUCCGUAAAAUUCCUUUUAGGAGAUGCUCUCAUGGAUUCUGA
Trypanosoma cruzi is the source of this 897-nucleotide messenger RNA. RefSeq lists its product as uncharacterized. The transcript has a single exon. The coding region runs from base 1 to 897 and encodes 298 amino acids. Lineage: Eukaryota; Euglenozoa; Kinetoplastea; Trypanosomatida; Trypanosomatidae. Gene Ontology annotation, molecular function: hydroxyacylglutathione hydrolase activity. The record is from RefSeq and is a predicted model, not a curated record.